Aspergillus alliaceus is the source of this 1750-nucleotide messenger RNA. RefSeq names its product class I SAM-dependent methyltransferase. Gene Ontology annotation, molecular function: methyltransferase activity. Bases 415 to 1380 code for a protein of 321 amino acids. The record is from RefSeq and is a predicted model, not a curated record. The transcript has 4 exons. NCBI's taxonomy places the organism in Eukaryota, Fungi, Ascomycota, Eurotiomycetes, Eurotiales, Aspergillaceae.
AUUACACAUUGUUUCAAAUGCGUGUUCUGUACUUCGUAUUGGUGAUACUACUAAAUUAUUCCUCUUCAUCGUUCUUAUCACCGGGUAUAUUUAUUUAUCUAUUUUCCUGUAAAUAUUGAUCGCCAAUAAGCCAUCGACUUGGCUCUUGUCUCCUUCUGAAAAUCGUUAACUGAUCCUGCCGGGUGUUUGAUUUUUGACAGACACUAUUAGCCACCCCACUCAGGCUAACUUCCGAGUUCCAGGGCCCAAAGUCUAUCAAUAUGGGUGCGAGGCCGGCUGUAAGCAUUUUCUUUUCUUAGUUCUAUCGUGGUCCAUUUGUUUCACAGUCAGCCGUUACUCGAACAAUUCCUUCCCUAUAGAACCCAGCUUUUGUCGACUUGCUUUUUACCUGCACAGCGACCCAAGUGACUAACAAUGUCUCAGGAAUCAAGUCGUGACUAUGACACGCAGUCAUUGACUGCAAGUGUAACAGACUAUCCUAUUGAGAAUGGCAGACGGUAUCAUAAGUAUCAUGAAGGAUCUUAUGUUUACCCAAACGAUGAGCAGGAACUAGACCGACUAGACAUGCAACACCAUAUGAUCAAGUUGGUCAAUGAUGGUCGCCUAUUCUUCUCUCCAUUAGAACAGCCCAAACGAAUCCUUGAUAUCGGUACCGGAUCUGGAAUAUGGCCUAUAGAGAUGGCGCCCAUCUUCCCAGAAGCCGAGAUCAUAGGCACCGAUCUUUCACCUGUUCAACCGAACGAAGUCCCUGAAAAUGUCCACUUUAUAGUGGAUGAUGCCACCGAAGAUGAGUGGUUAUGGGGCCCCAACCACUUUGACUUCAUUCAUACAGGACACAUGUCAGGUUCCUUUCCCUCAUUUAAAGAAAUGCUACGCAAAUCUUUGAAACAUUUGAAACCUGGUGGUUAUAUAGAGUGCCAUGAAUUUGACGCAAAACCGAAGUGCGAUGAUGGCACGAUGCCACCGGACGAUCCCGAUAAAUUCAGCGAUUUUGCUUUGCAAGAUUGGUGUGAUCUAAAUGUUCGCUCCGGCCAGAUCUCAGAUCCACCUCGGCAAUUUCGCGUAGCUCACAGAAUUGCACGUUGGAUGAGGGAGGUGGGAUUCGUAGAUGUUCAAGAACGCAUCAAGAAAGUCCCAAACAAUCCCUGGCCUACCGAUCCGCACUUGAGGGAAAUCGGCAAGUGGAACGAGACAAACUGGCUGGAGGCCUUAUCGGGAUGGUCGUAUAAGCCUCUUACUGCCUUAGGUUGGUCGAAACCUGAAAUUGAGGUGUUCCUUGUCGAUGUCAGGAAAAGUGUCCAGAACCGUGACGUCCACAGUUACUUGGACUUUUAUGUUGUGACAGGAAGAAAACCAAAGCCUGGAGAGCAAACUCCGUAGUGGACUAUUCCAUCGUGGUCCCUGAAUUCCCUUUUCAUAUACAUAUAUAUCUCUUUUUCCCCUUUGAUUGGUUGGCUUGAUUGGCGUGCAUUAGCAUAAGAUACCAUUGGCGAAAAAAAAGUUAUGCAUGGGAAGGCGUGCAAAGCUCUCUUCCUCUCUUCUUUUUUGUUCUUCUCUUUCUCCCCUUAAUUUGUUGUUUCUUUUUUUCCUUCGGACUUCUAAAUAUACCUUACAGUUACGAGAGCACCCAAAACUGGAGGCUAUAAGCGAACAGUAACUGGCUCAGAAUUGCGAAGGUUACUCAACGAAUGUGUCUAUUUAACGGUCACAGAACCAUAUAUAAGAUAUUUACCAUAAUUUUGGAAUACGA